Drosophila obscura is the source of this 510-nucleotide messenger RNA. RefSeq lists its product as uncharacterized. NCBI's taxonomy places the organism in Eukaryota, Metazoa, Arthropoda, Insecta, Diptera, Drosophilidae. The record is from RefSeq and is a predicted model, not a curated record. The transcript has 2 exons. Gene Ontology annotation, molecular function: chitin binding. Bases 80 to 421 code for a protein of 113 amino acids.
ACGAUGACGAGGUGGGCCUAUAAAUGCCACCGCCGGGCACUGCAGCCACAUCAUUGCCACCGCCACCGCCACCUCCACCAUGCCACCGCAAGGCACGAGUACUACUCCCUUCUGGCUGCUCGCCUCCUGCCUGGGACUUCUGCUGCUCCUGCUGCUGCCCCACCAGAUGCCUGCGCAGUGCAUCGACACCCACGAGCCGGGCUGCAGGCACCCCGCUGAGGUGGGAAUGCCUCAACGGCACUGCAUUGAUCCCACCAAGUACUGGCAAUGCAACUCCCUGGGCACCCAGGCGCAGCUCAAAAACUGUCGCCCCAAUAUGGGUUUCGAUCAGGAUCUCAAUGCCUGUGUGCCCUGGAUCGCAUGGGUGUGGCAGCCCUGCCUGGAGCCCGUCAGUCGUCCGCCCGGAUGGGAAGGAUGCUAAUCGAAGAGAAAUCCUUUGAGUGACGCCCUGCCAUUGACAAAAGAAGAAAUUAUCGAAUAAAGGAAUGAUUUUGGCAUGCUGGACAAAGU